GUCGCCUACCUUCCGCUUCGGUACUAGUCGAAUUCUGCCAGCUAAUAUCAUUUGUGCAUACAGCAUUUCUUCACGCGUGAUACGCUCGUUUCAUGCUAAGUGCCACAUAUUCGCAAUCUGCCUUACUAAUCACCUUUAGAUCUGGGCUGUGGGCACAUACGGCUUGAUGCCGCCGCAGUAAAGCAAGGGCCGUUCCCCUCGAAGGUUGCCGCUGUUGCAUUGCUUGAGCUUAUAAGGACGAUGACAUAGACAGUAUCUGCCAGCACCAACAGCUUAGCUGCCUCUCCGAGUCUACCUCGAGCAACGAAAGCAGCAUGUCUACCCAGAAGGCUCUAUACCUCCCCGAGCUCAAGGGCAAGCUUAUAAUCAAGGAGAGAGACAUCCCAGAGCCAGGGCCCGGCGAAGUUCUCAUCGAGGUUCAUGCGGCUGGGCUCAAUCCCGCCGACUGGAAAAUCUCGGAGCUUGGGAUCCUGGUCACCGAAUAUCCCAUCGUCCUAGGCCUUGACUCGGCGGGCAUCGUCAAGAAAGUCGGCCCCGAGGUCACCAACGUUGCCGUCGGCGACAGGGUGCUCCACUCAGGCUUCCGCAAUGUCCGUAGCGGUACAUUCCAGCAGUACACGAUUGCACCUGCCGAGAUUAUUGCCAAGAUCCCACCAAACCUGACGUUGGAUCAGGCCGCAUCGAUCCCUCUCGCAGCCGCAGCCGCAGCCGUCGGCUUGUACUACCGCACAGGAACAGAUGUCAUCAGUCUCACUGCGCCCUGGGAGAAGGGUGGCCGCGGCAAGUACGCAGGCGAACCUAUUCUCGUUAUCGGCGGCUCAUCUGCCGUCGGCCAACAAGUGGUUCAGUUUGCACGGAUCUCCGGGUUCUCGCCCAUCAUUGCCACGGGAUCGCUGCAUAACGAGACAUACCUCAAAUCUCUCGGUGUGACGCACGUCAUUGACCGCGAUGCGUCGCUCUCUGCGCUACACACCGCCGUGAAAAAGAUUACGGCCAAGCCAGUCAAGGUCGUAUUCGACGCGGUCUCGUUUGCAGAUACACAGAACGCCGCGUACGAGGUGCUCGCGCCGGGCGGAAAGCUCAUAAUUGUCCUGCCCAGUGCCGUCGACGAGGAUAAGACCACGCCCGAAAAGCAGGCCGUGAUGGUGUAUAGCAGCUUCUGGGGUACAGAGCGACGCGAGCUUGGCAAGAACCUGUACGCCGAGCUGACAGGAUGGCUCGAAGCUGGUGAGAUUAAGCCAAAUAACAUCGAGGUAUUGCCUGGUGGGCUCGUGGGCAUCCUUAGCGGCUUGGAGAGGCUGAAGAAAGGCAUUAGCGCAGUGAAGCUCAUUGCUCACCCACAGGAGAAUGCUUGAGGAGCUCGGUAUACUAAGCACUUAGGUAGUUGAUGUAUAUUAGUGUGGUGCGCCUUGGCGUGCGGUUCUGAAGUUCCGCCGUUUCCGACGUCGUUAGAACUAUGAGACCGGUGAUGGUGAUAUGAUAUAGGGAUCGGCUAUGUAUGAAUACGAUUGCAUAU
Phanerochaete carnosa HHB-10118-sp is the source of this 1516-nucleotide messenger RNA. RefSeq lists its product as uncharacterized. NCBI's taxonomy places the organism in Eukaryota, Fungi, Basidiomycota, Agaricomycetes, Polyporales, Phanerochaetaceae. Gene Ontology annotation, molecular function: oxidoreductase activity, acting on NAD(P)H. The record is from RefSeq and is a predicted model, not a curated record. The transcript has 6 exons. Bases 315 to 1355 code for a protein of 346 amino acids.